Molecule: messenger RNA, 960 nt
Organism: Nanorana parkeri
Lineage: Eukaryota; Metazoa; Chordata; Amphibia; Anura; Dicroglossidae
Product: apoptosis-inducing factor 3-like
Exons: 10
Cellular component (GO): cytoplasm
Molecular function (GO): 2 iron, 2 sulfur cluster binding; oxidoreductase activity, acting on NAD(P)H
Source: RefSeq, a predicted model, not a curated record
AAGAGGAUCGCCAUGAGUGGAAAUGAGCGGAUCACCCAGGAGCUGUGCAAGGAAUCGGAGAUGAAAGAUGGAGAGAUGCGGGAAAUUGAGGUACAAGGAAGCAGUAUUCUAUUAGUAAAGAAUAAUGGAACAUUCAGUGCUGUGGGCAACAAGUGUUCUCACUAUGGAGCACCUUUAAGUAAAGGAUUUCUGGCAGGAGACAGAGUGCGAUGUCCUUGGCAUGGUGCGUGUUUUAAUGUGAAAACAGGAGACAUAGAAGAAUACCCUGGAUUGGACAGUCUGCCCUGCUUUACGGUUACAGUGGAGAAUGGCAGUGUGUAUAUUGUUACAAGUAAAAAGGCAUUAGAGAAUGUUAAAAGAGUAAAGGAAAUGACCCGGCACAGUGCCAGUGACAGAAGUACUGUAGCAGUCAUUGGAUCAGGCCCUGCUGCCCUGGUGUGUGCAGAAACCCUGCGUCAAGAAGGUUACACUGGGAAAAUUGUCAUGGUGACAAGAGAAAAGCACUUACCCUAUGACAGACCAAAACUUAGCAAGGCAAUGAAUGCAAAGGCUGAAGAUAUCUACCUACGACCCAAAGAGUUUUAUUCUCAAUAUGAUAUAGAAGUGUGGAUGGAAAAAGAGGUUGUUGCAGUCAACACAGAUGAAGCCAGGUUAAAAUUUAGAGAUGGAUCAUUCCUUCAGUACUGCCAACUACUAAUUGCCACUGGCAGCAGACCAAGAGAGCUUCAGUGCACUGGCUCUACACUGAAAAAUGUAUUUUAUUUGCGGACUCCAGAAGAUGCCAGAGCAAUCAGUGAAGAAGCCACAGGCAAAAAGGUGGUGAUCAUGGGCAGUUCUUUCAUAGGCAUGGAAGUUGCAGCUUUUCUUUCGGAUAAAGCUAGUUCGGUAUCUGUGAUAGGGAAAUCUAGUGUGCCCUUCCAGGCUGUGCUGGGAUCUGAAAUUGGAACGCUAGCAAUGAAG